Molecule: messenger RNA, 3454 nt
Organism: Cygnus olor (mute swan)
Lineage: Eukaryota; Metazoa; Chordata; Aves; Anseriformes; Anatidae
Product: SLAIN motif-containing protein-like
Exons: 9
Coding region: 539-2365 (608 amino acids)
Biological process (GO): positive regulation of microtubule polymerization; microtubule nucleation; cytoplasmic microtubule organization
Cellular component (GO): microtubule plus-end
Source: RefSeq, a predicted model, not a curated record
CGGCCCGAAUGCGCGCGCGGCCCCCUCCCCUCCCCUCCCCGCCCGGCCCGCGGGGCUCCGACCAACGGUCGCCGCGGAAAGGCGGCGGGACCGGACCGGAUCGAGCCGGAGCGGGUCGGGGCGGACCGGACCGGACCGGAUUAGAGCGGAGCGGAGCGGAGCCUCCCCGCGGGCACCGCCUGAGGGGUGCCUGGUUUACCUGCUCCACGUAGCAUUAAUCUCCUAUCGGGGGCUUUUCAAUGAAGACUCAAUUCGGAAAUAAACACGUCGAAACUGAACGCUGAGGUAAAUCGCUAGCGCAGGGGAGGACUAGCGUUGGCGUGGCUAUAGGGUGCGUGCUGCGAGCAUGCACCCGAAGCAGCCCGUUACCGCUAAAUGCAGCCCUUUGAAGCAGCCCGUUACUGUUAAACGGAUCGCUUUAUGGCUUCCCGGAGGCUGGAACACGGCUGCGGUGUGAAGCUGCCUGAGCCCUGCACACUCCUCGGCCCCUGCAGCCACCCGAUGAAUUGUAGCGCUUCGGUGAAGCCGCGCGUUUUGGAUGAUGGUAGUUCCUGGGAGCGCCCCGCUCAUACAGCAGGAUCAUGCUCUGGAGCCUGGCUUAGGGCGAGACUCGACGGAGAAUUCUGCCAUGGGCCCCGACACGGAGCCAGCAUCCGAGGAGGUCGGCCCAGAGCUGGAGGAGGUGCGGAAGCUGCAGGAGCUGGUGCGGAGGCUGGAGAUCCAGAAUCAGCACCUAAGAACGAGGAGCCGCAGGAGUCUGCUCGGGACCACGCCAAGUGAGGUCCACACCAGCGUGGAUAACCAUGACUCUGGUCUCAAUGGGAUGGAAAUAAAUAAUAGCAUCAAUGCUAUAACUGAGAAGCAGGAGUUGCAAAUAAUGGCAGAUCUGCACAACAAGCUAAGCAAAAUCAGGAAGGAGGAGGGAGAGAACAAUUGCUUAAAAAAAGACAAAGAUGCCCAAAUGCAGUAUAGUUGUAACAGUGCCACUGAGGGAUUGUCUUCCAACACGUACAAGGCGGAAAUGAAGACUGAUGAUAACGUUAGGCGUUCUUCACGUAUGGAUGGGAGUAAUAGCACAGAGCUUAUGGGAAACUUGGUCGUUGCUGGUAUUGAUUCCUCAGUUAAAAUACAUGAACAAAAUCCAAACGAAAACUGCGGAGAUGUAGAAAGUCUUUUGAAUAACACAGCUCUGGAUGAAGUGAAAGUGUUAGAACUUGAGAACUGCAAUGAGGAGGAAGAUAGCUGGCUGUACGUGUCCCCGAGAAAAUCUGCCGCAGACCAGAAAACGGGCUCACCUUUAAAAUGGUGCCGCCAGGUGUUGGACAACCCCAGCCCUGAGACAGAAGCAGCCUGCCGAACUCUGAUAAACAGGCUGGAUCAAGGUUACUUGAGCAUGCAUUCUGCGCUGAGCUCUCAGUCAUCUGUGGACAGUGAGCUGAGCACAUCUGAUGACUCCAUCUCUAUGGGAUACAAACUGCAGGACUUGACUGAUGUCCAGGUUAUGGCACGCCUUCAGGAAGAAAGUCUCCGUCAGGAUUGUGCCUCUAGCUCUGCUUCCGUAUCACGUCGCAGUUCCAGCGCCUCCCUUCACUCCCUGCGAAGAGGAACCUACAGUGACCAGGAGUUCGAUACGUACAGCCUUGAGGAUGAGGAUGAUUAUGACUGUUCCCUGUCAUACCGUAGUGCUCACAGAUACUCACCAUCUCCGCUCAGUUCACCCAGAUGCCAGUCCCCUUCUUCCAGUGCAGAUUAUAGUAGGGCAUCUACUUCCCGUAUCCGCCCCCCAAGGAGAUCUGUGCAAAGUCCGAUGCAAGACCGGCUGAAGUACGCAAACAGCGAAGAGGAGAUGCGCCACAGCAUGCCCAACCUAGCCAGGACGAGCCUUCGAGCUCUAGAGUCUGUAAGGAGCAGCCGGAGCUUGGAGUCGGACCUGCAGGUGCCAAGCAGUCGACUUUCAAGAAUUCAGCAACCGUCAGCAAGUCUGGCUCCCAGUAAGCUCAGGUAUUCCUCCAGUGCUGGGCAGUCUCCCUUAACAGUGCGACAACCAAUGAAAGCCGGGUCGUGCACAAACUCUCUGUUAACACCCAGGCAGCCGGUAAAAGCCUGCAGUUACACAAAUCCUGUUAGCGGAGUUCGAAAGCCACAGGCUUCUUCGCUUAGCACAGGCUCUUCGAGUAGCAGUUCCGCUACUAGAAGCAGCAACAUGGUCACUGUGGCCAAAAAUUCACCCAUUAAAGCACGCACGUCUGUUGGAGGAUCUUCAGUGCCCAAGAGCAAGCUGACGCCACCGUCCAAGAGAUUUCUUCAAUCAGCAAAGACCACUCAGAACACUGUGGACGACUCCUGGAAGGAUGGGUGUUACUGACACAACCCAAAAUGCCGAUGCACUGCUAAACCCCUCUGUGAAGCAGAACCCCAGCUGGCUGGGCUUGGAGAACAUUAUUUUAAAACAAUCCUCUAUGUGAGAGACCCAUCACUUUGGGACUGAUGUGUAUAGUUCCUCUCCUCUUGAACGCAAACUAUUCUCGCCUUCCACUACUCUGUCAAGAGCCUGUCCUGAGCGGUGGAACACACAACUGCUUUACCAUGUUCCCGCCGUUCAAAACAUUACUGAAAUACAAGUCUUCGCAUGAAGACUGAAAAGAGCCUUAUUUCAUAUCAACCUCUAUUUGCAGCCCUUUGGAAGGCCUGUUACAAAAAAGCUUCUUAUGAACUGCUCCGGAGGAUGCUUGCUUAGAAAGGCUGCUGGUUGCCCUGCUUGCGCCAGAAAGCAGCUUUGAGCCACUGCUGUGGCGCGUUACAUGGCGGUGGCCUGGGGAGACUAGAAAUAGCUGUAUAGGUGUUAGAAGUCAGACUUUUUAACUUCAACCUGGUGUAUUCUAUUUGUCUGAAACAACUUUUUUUUUUACUUCUGUAUAGAAUGUAUUUCUGCUAAUUUUUAUUGUUUGUUCUAGGAAAUGAAGCAGGUUUUUAUAACUGUAGCAUACUUCAAGCUGUUGUAUUCAAGUGUGUGCAUCACAGUUCACAAGUGAAGGAGCAGUACACAAUAUUUGUGUGGGUUUGUGAACAGGCAGUUGCAGGGACGGGAUGCUAUUUGAAAACUGCUGUUUAUCAGCAUCUUCAUAUCUCAUAUGAGGAAGUUAACAAACACCAGUUACAAGUAAACUUUUAAAAAAAUAGCUCCCACUGACUGAUUUGACUUGAAGUGGUUCCCUUUGAUCUUACAACUAGCCCCUAACUGCCCUCAUUUUUGUAGAAGAGUUUUCUACCGUCUCUUUGGCUAUGAAGGAUUCUGUUUCAAUGUCCUUUUCCUCAGCAAGUGCUGGAGGCUACGACUACAGUCUUAGUACACAAAAUAUGCACUGAUAGCAAUGUUCUCCCUGCCAUCAAUGUGAUUUUGAUAGUGUAGUUUAAUAAAAUGUUAUGGUGCUGAAAUAGAUCUGCCUUACUCAAA